CUGAACAGCAGUAAAAACAACAGGCUGUUUAAAAAGACAAUGGUUGCAUGGAAAGAGCGGGGAGAAUACAUUAGUGUACAAAACACUUAACGAUGGUUACAUGCUUAAUGCUUUGUUCCAGUGGUUAUUUUUUAAGGAAAAAAGGUGACGUUAUUUUUUAACCCCUAAUUUGGCUCAUUUGAAGUCGUCAAAGUAGAGGAGUGUUCCAGUGAUCUAGUUUAUAUUUUAGAUUAUUCCACUAUGCAUAGAGUUGUCACAUUUGACAUUUGUCUACAGCUCCUUCACUAGACUCCAAAUGCACUGACUAAUAGAACAGGUGCAAACUAAUUGACCUCCACCAACCCAACAACCCACCAAUCCAAGUACAUCUAUAACGUACAAAAAACAUACAUGACACUGUUGAUGUUGGAUUCCGGAUUUCUGAUCCAGACCCAAACCAAUUAUGGGAUACAAUACUUUUCGUGCUUUUGGCUUCUUCCAAGCCUACAUCUUGGCCGGCAAUUGCUAGUCACUAACACUUCAUUGGUAAUAACGACUGGGUAUAGAUUGCGCGGACAUUAACAUGCUUUAAUCAGAACAAAUACAAGGUUAGUGAGAAGCAAUCUCGUGUUCUUCCCACAUGCCCCACAACCUAAAGGAUGCAAAGAGGUUUGUCUCUUUACCUAAUUUCUCCCAUUCCGUUCUGCCUGAUCUUUCAAACUUUGAGCUCAUCAAAUUUAUCAACAGGAUAUGCAGUGCUGCUAGGAUGCCUCUCUGCUGGGGUGAUAGUUGGGGUCAUUGCCAUUCUCUGCCAUAUCAGGAGAAGAGCAAGCAAGUUUAAACCAUCAAGAAAGGAUAUCGAGGUCACAUUGGCAUCCCUUGAGUAUGAGGAGACUACCUGCAAGCCGAUGUCUAUCAAAGAUAUAUACACAGCAACUGAGAACUUGAGUCCAACAAACGUCAUUGGACAGGGUAUUGCAGGGAAAGUGUACAGAGGAGUGCUGGCAAAUGGCUGGCCUGUUGCAGUGAAGCACAUCGUUAAGAAUGAGCAUGCAGGAACUUUCCUUAGGGAAGUUACAAGCCUGUCACAUGUCAGGCACCCGAAUCUGGUGUCGUUAAGAGGUUACUGUGAUGGGCAGGAGGAGUUCUUUCUUGUCUAUGAGCUGUGUAUCAAUGGUAAUCUAUCAGAAUGGCUAUUUGGAAAAGAUAAGAACCUCUCAUGGAUUCAGAGGCUUCAGAUAGCACUUGGAAGUGCUUGUGGCCUUUGGUUCCUGCACAUAUAUCCUGAAGGCUGCAUCGUUCACCGUGACAUCAAGCCAACCAAUAUACUUCUUGGGGUUGAUAUGGAACCCAAGCUGUCAGAUUUCGGACUCUCAAGAGUCAUUGACUUAGGUGUGUCGUACGUAAGCUCUGAAGUCAGAGGAACCUUUGGCUAUGUCGAUCCGGAAUACCGCCACAACCGCAAGGUGAAUGCUGCAGGGGAUGUGUACAGCUUCGGGAUGGUGCUCCUGCAGCUCCUAUCAGGAAAACGAGCAAUCAACAUCAUGAAUACCGCUAUGCCAAUGUCACUGGACAAAAUGGCUUCUGCACUUAUCCAAGAUGGCAAUGUAUUGGACUUUGCUGAUCCUAGGUUGAAUGGAGAGUACUCAACAGAGGCAUUCGAUCUUAGUUUGAAGCUUGCUCUGUCAUGCACUGGUCACAAGAAGCAGCGGCCAUCCAUGGAGCAAGUUGUGUCAAAGCUGGAGAAGGCACUUGAGAUCUCCUUGAGAGAUGAUGCGAAGCACAACAGCAUUAGCAUCAUUGAGUCCCUUGCAUAGCUACUAGUGCCCCUUAAUGUUUAAACA
Messenger RNA from Panicum virgatum (switchgrass), 1823 nucleotides. RefSeq names its product probable receptor-like protein kinase At5g18500. Gene Ontology annotation, molecular function: ATP binding; protein kinase activity. NCBI's taxonomy places the organism in Eukaryota, Viridiplantae, Streptophyta, Magnoliopsida, Poales, Poaceae. Bases 639 to 1796 code for a protein of 385 amino acids. Gene Ontology annotation, biological process: protein phosphorylation. The record is from RefSeq and is a predicted model, not a curated record. The transcript is spliced from 6 exons.